CGAUUUGCCCCAUCGGGUUAUUGUUGCGAUUGAACAUUCGAGAAGCGAGGAAAAUUUAUUGCUGAAGUUUUACUUUCGAUUUGUGUCUUCAUUACAACACUGACAUUUAGCAAGGAGUCUGCUAAGGCUUGCUGAAGAUUCAAUGCGUUGAGGUGCAGAAUUGAGAAAUUGUUGGCUAACUAAUUUGGCAAGAUAUCUUAACUAACUUAUCGGAUGAUAGAAGAUCGUGGACACGGUGUUAAACGGAAAUUAAGCGAUGUGGACGGAGACCUGCAGACCCGUUGCUACCAACGCCAAACUAUAUUUAAUAUCUCUGUCUGCAAGCUUCGGAAAAACUACUGCAGUGGAGAACCAUUGCUUAGUAAGACUGUUCUUAUUGCGAAUACAAUAAGGAUGAUUGAGGAGGAUAUGGCUGAAGAGAGAGGACAAAUCCCUCCAUAUUCAACUUCGAYUUCGUCCGAUGAAAACUUUGGCGCCCGAAUUGAGCACGAUGGUCGAAACCUUUUAACUCAACGAACUAGCGAUUCGGCCGCUAAACCUUUGGAUUUAAUGAAUUUUGAAGAAGAGCUAAACUUACUUGGGGAUAAGAUAGUUCGUGAGCUUGGACUUGACUURAGUGUCAGGAACUGUGAGCGAAAAUCUAGAAUCACAACUUGUUCCGAUGUGACGGACACAAACAACAAUGCAAGCAACGAAAGAACCGGCGAAUCGGACCGAGAGACCGUGAGUUGCAGCUCACUUUUAGGACUUGAAUUAACAGAUGAACUCGAAUUUGGAGACGUAGAUUUGUCAUUAUAUGAUUUUGAUUCAUGUGGAGCAACUACUUUGCCUUUGGAAGUAGAAGAGCUGUGUGCUGCCUGGGGACUCGCGGGCACUUUAACAACACGAUGCGGCAGUAGCUUSAAAAAAGAAAGGCCUGUGACAGAAGACGACUUGGACCAAGUCAUGCAAAUCCUCGUGGGCUCUUAGUUAAAGUUUAUUUCAGUUUAAAAUGCGAGAUAUCUCCCGAUAGUUUUUUCAAAAAUGCAACUUUUCGCUCGCUUAUGGSAUUUGAAUGGAUUCAAGCCGGCUUUGCUUUGAAGUUGUACCCUCAUCUGUAAUGAGCACACAUUUUUUUCUCAUGUUUUUCGKUACUUUUUUCAAAACUUCAUUUAAAAAAACUCCUCUUUUUCUUUGUUUUCAUAUGCUAAAAAGAUGAGAGACAUUAUUUAUAUUUCAAAAAGCUAGUCGUUCAUGUUAAUAAAUAUUUUAUGACUUUGAAAAUGGUCAGCRUAUAGGUGCGAGUUUUUUGCAUCAAAAUACGAACUUACAGCAUUUAAAAUAGACGAAAAAAUAUAGUUUAUUUAUCCCUAARAUAUUGUAGACAAGUUAUGUAGAAAUUGAGAAUUUUUUAAACUUAAUAUUGUAUAGAUAUUGUAAAAUAUAUAGCUAAUAACAAUCUAUUGAAACUUGAUGUACAGCAUUUACUGGCCAAAAUUUGGCAUUUUGGAAAUAUGRCUGCACGCUGCCGCUUAGAUUUUUACAUUGUUAUUCUUGUUGUAAAAAGGUAAUAUUUGUAAAGACAGAUCUCAUUUUUUAUCAAAACUAUGCAUAUUUACUAAUGGAUACAAAUAUUGUUCAUUAAAGAAAGUAAAUUUGA
Messenger RNA from Exaiptasia diaphana, 1639 nucleotides. RefSeq lists its product as uncharacterized. The record is from RefSeq and is a predicted model, not a curated record. Gene Ontology annotation, cellular component: nucleus. The transcript has 2 exons. Gene Ontology annotation, molecular function: transcription regulator activity. Lineage: Eukaryota; Metazoa; Cnidaria; Anthozoa; Actiniaria; Aiptasiidae. The coding region runs from base 214 to 969 and encodes 251 amino acids.